Messenger RNA from Physcomitrium patens, 1501 nucleotides. The record is from RefSeq and is a predicted model, not a curated record. NCBI's taxonomy places the organism in Eukaryota, Viridiplantae, Streptophyta, Bryopsida, Funariales, Funariaceae.
ACCCUACCGACUAGUGCUCCGACGACACCCACUUCAUUUUAGCUUUCACUUUCGCCCUAUUAGGAACAAUCACUGGUGACAGGAACUGCCUUGUGGGAGGUACUUAGCACCUUUAUUUCGCAGUAGGCAAUUUCAUCUGCUUCACAGUGUAAGAUAGGGAAAUGGCAACAGCAUGGGAAUCCGAGUACUUUGACAAGGUCACUCCGGGAGAGAGGGAGAGAGCAGUGCCGCCGAUGGUACCACAGCAAACCCCUCCGCCGGUAUACAUACAACCCCAGGUCUCGAGGAACGGUAUAGUUGCCAGCAUCGUUCUACGGCUGCUCACAUUGAUCUUCGCCGUUGUAGCGCUCGCUGUCCUUGCUAGCAAUACAGGGAGUUUCCAGGUGUCGACGGGUUCUGCAACUUCUGUUAAGACCAUCAAGUUCACGAUCUUGUCUGCGUUCACGUAUUUGUUUGCCGUAUGUGGCGUCGUGGCCGUGUAUUCUCUCCUAUUGAUCAUCGUUGAGAUGAUCGAUUUGGCCGUGAGAGGCUUCACGACCCACACACUCGUAGCAAUUUUCGUCUUCGUUCUCGAUCAGACUAUGGCUUACGUACUCAUAUCAGCAGCCUCUGCCAGUGCCAACGGCGUCAAGGUCAGCAGAGACGAAUCCAACAUCACAGGCUAUAAGUUUGACAUCUCGUGUUCCAAUUUGGGCAUUGAUGACUAUUGCACCAAAGCCUCGGCGUCAGUCGCCAUUGCCUUCAUCGCGUUCUUGUUCAUGGCCAUCACUGCCGGAGUCUCCGCACGCCGUCUUUUCAAGUUACCGUAACUGGACGCACCAGUCGUCGUUUGAGCCGUAGGGACCCACCAAUCUCGACCUCCUUCACAGUGCACCCUGACACCGGUGAUGAUCACUAACUCUAUGCGGCGGUCUUACACCAUAACUCAGAGACUCCUCAUCCUGCAGGAACCACUCGGUACCCAGCUUCCCACCCAGAUUGCUGCAUCAGGAAAGCAUCUGAAUUAGUCUUAGUCUUCAUGCUUGUAGUAAUAGUAGUAACGUUACCUCUUCAUUGUAUCCAGUUUUGUGCGGAAUUCCCCACUCCAGCCAAACCCUGAGAGCAGCAGUUUCGUUUGAUCGAACUAGGGUUGUAAUGAUCCUUCCUUCAUGAUGUGCCCUCGCAUUAUGUACCUUCCACCGACACUCACUGUUAUGUAUGGAACCAUAAUGAUGUUUUUUGGAUCAGACACACUUUGGAGUAGAAGUUUGUACCAUGUGAUACCGUGCUUAGGAAGAGAACCCAAUUUGGUGCUGUAGAUGUUUUGUGGUUACAGUGGUAUAUGUACGAUGGUAACGUAAGCGUCAGUGGGCAUCGAAGCAGUUCUUACGCAUUGCAGUUAGAUUUGUCCUAUGAAGAUGUUUCUUAUGAACUCCAUGAUGAUAUUCUCUUGUUCUGGAAAUAUCCUCUAUGGAUAGAAUUUUAUGUUUUGGUUCGUAGAAUAAGAGAAAAAUUCUGACCA